Molecule: messenger RNA, 368 nt
Organism: Caenorhabditis elegans
Lineage: Eukaryota; Metazoa; Nematoda; Chromadorea; Rhabditida; Rhabditidae
Source: the annotation of a RefSeq genome assembly
CCUCUAGCUGCUUAUAACUUCAUGAUAGCUCUCAGAAGUUAUAUAACCAUUCUACGAAGUAAAUUUAAAAAUUGCAACGUCGGAUGAUAUUGUGAGCUUAUUUUCAAAUGAACUUGAUUCGUAAUUAUCUGUUACUUAGGGCUCGACAUUGGCUAUUCAAGACGUGUUGAUCAAAUGAAUGACAACCUCCUAGGAUUGAGAUAUGGAGGAAUUGAAGAUUUGAAUGGUACAGAUGGUGGUAAGCAGAUAGAUGCAUUUCCAUCAAAGAACGUAGAGCAACAUGAGCAAUGAAAAUUCUAUAAUCUAUAAGAACAUCUAGCCGAUAAAUUUGUAAUUGCCGAGCGGCGAAGACAGAAGAAUAAUUGUAA